Messenger RNA from Colossoma macropomum (tambaqui), 3251 nucleotides. It is a transcript of the gene mettl25b, whose product is annotated as ribosomal RNA adenine dimethylase domain containing 1. Bases 53 to 1921 code for a protein of 622 amino acids. The transcript has 8 exons. The record is from RefSeq and is a predicted model, not a curated record. NCBI's taxonomy places the organism in Eukaryota, Metazoa, Chordata, Actinopteri, Characiformes, Serrasalmidae. Gene Ontology annotation, molecular function: rRNA (adenine-N6,N6-)-dimethyltransferase activity. Gene Ontology annotation, biological process: rRNA modification.
CGGCAAAACCGAUGAUCAGUGAACUGUUCCUCGGCGACACUGAUUCGGGAUCAUGAUGUCGGCCACGUUUUCAGAGCAGCAGCAGAAGGAUUUGGCCAAGAGGAUCACAUCUUUCCUGUCCAGAUACAAACACAUAUCCGACUCCUACAUAAUUGAGUUUUUCACUGAGAACCUCUGGGAGACAUUGCCAGAAGGAUGGCAGAGAGCUCUGAGUGAUCUGACAGCACCUCAGAUUGCAGAUCUGCUACUGGACAAGGACAUCAACAACAGAAUUUAUCCUUCUGUCUGGCCUCUAUCUUUAAUUGCACUUCGAGCCACAGCUCACACGCUAGCCUUUCCACGCACACCUCCAGGCCACCAAGUGCAGGACACAGUGGGUCUACAGAAACCAGAGGAGUUUAUUUCCAAUAGAAGCCAGAGCUCUCUGCUUGGUCACAUCUUCCGAAAACAUGUGAAACCCAAGAAACAGCAUGAGAUCCGCAAGCUUGGAACAUUGGUUAAGCAGUUGUGUGACCAAACUCGGUGUACCAGUGUAGUUGAUGUUGGUUCUGGGCAGGGCCAUUUGACCCGUUUUCUGUCCUUUGGACUCGGUCUAGAUGUUACUGGUAUUGAAGCUGAUCCCAACCUAGUUUCUAUGGCCUCCAGAUUUGAUGGACAGCUCUUGUUGACACUGGCCAAAGAGAAUCAAAAGACUGGCGUAUCUCAGCUCUCAACAGCUGGUCCUGCACCUCAGCAUGUGCUUGGCUGGGUCAACCCCAGAGCCACCUGGGAGGUCUUCCUCCAGCAGCUGGGCCAAGGGGGAGAAGAAAGUGAGAGUUAUCCAGGCACAGUUGGACCGUGUAAAAAGAGACAACGGGUAUCAGUGUCAGACCAGGGACCUGAGGUUGAAAGGGAGCUUGUUCAUGGAAGCCAACACUUGUGCACUGAAGAAUGCAGCUCAGUAGCUGAUACUGAAGAGAGACAGUCUUCAUCUCUGCUUCACCAACACGAUGGAGAUAACUCUGACCGUGCAGCCCAAUCACUCACUGUGACAGCAGAACCUCGCUUUCACAGUAGUUCUGUUUUAAGCCAUCUCCGUAAGGAGGACUCUUUGAAUGAGUCACCUGUAGGUGCUAUGCCCAACAUUACCUCUGGAUGGACUUCAGCCAUAUGCCCCGAUGUCCGUUCUUGUAAUAAAAGACCCAACAGCUCAGAUUUUGUCCUGACUGGGCUUCACGCUUGUGGAGACCUGAGUGCUACUCUCCUCCGUCAUUUUGUUAACUGCCCCCAUGUUCAAGCAAUCACCUCUGUAGCAUGCUGCUAUAUGAAGAUCACUACCAAGGAGAACCCCACUCCUCCUGGAGUUGUCCCACCUCCUCUCUCUGACAACUCAAACGAUGUGUCACAGUCCUUUGGUUACCCAAUGAGUGAGUGGGUGAAAGGGUUGGCUGAGCAUGAGCUGUCUUAUAAAGCUCGAGAGGGGUCAUGCCAUGCAGUAGAAGACUAUAUCCGUAGACUAAGAGAGGAAAGUGCGUUGCUGAAAACACAUUGCUAUAGAGCAGCGCUGGAGAGCAUCAUAAGAUCAGAGAGGCCUCAGCUGCGCAGAGCUGGCAUCCAGACCAUCAAAAAAGCCCAUAUGCUGUCAUUUUCAGAGUAUGCCCGUUUGGGACUGCCCCGUGUGGGACUGCCUGCUGACCUGCCCUUUGACCGUGUCAGUGUGGAAGGCAUGCUGGAGCAGCAGGGGAGAGUGGUGGUGUAUUUUAGCCUGGCUCUGCUGCUGGCUCCAGUGGUGGAGACCCUGGUGCUGCUGGACAGAAUGUUGUUUCUGCAAGAGAGAGGUUUUCAGAGCCAGCUAGUUCCUCUGUUUGAUCCAGCCCUUUCCCCUCGAAACCUUGUGUUGGUGGCAGUAAAACCAAAAGCAGAUGGAGAAGAGACUCAUUAGUGGAGCAGUUCCAAGUCAUCUGCAGUUACUAUUCAGAACCUCAAGACUGGGUUUGUUUAAAAAGAGGUUGCACAGAUUACAACAAUCCAAACCUGCUUAUUAGGGAAAUAAUGUCCAUGAAAGCAGUGGUCUGAAUUUAAACUUGCUUAUCAGACAUUUUUUUUCUGACCAACCUCUCCUCCGACAAGCAUUUUCCAUUGAGUUGUUCCAGCAGAAUUUUCUGGCUUUAUUAUCUGCUUUUCUGGACAAAACCAGGUCCUGAACUAAAUAAUACUGCCAGCAGAAUUUUAUUUGAAAGUUCUUUUUAGUUUGAUUAUGCCUUUUUCCAAUGUCCAAACAACAGACUGUCCCAGUAUUUUAUGUCAGCAGUGACACAGCCUCAUGCAAUACUUGAAUUUGUCUAAAUUGUGUUAUUGCUGUUUUUUAGUAUUUUUAAAUACAUUAUAAAUCUGUGUCUGUUGGUUUAUGAACAAGUUUGAGACACCAGAUUAUUCCUCCUUGCUGCUAAGACUAAAAUAUCUGAGAAAAGACAGAUGGUGCAGGCACAGACCCCACUGCUUCUCACAUAGUUACCAGAAUGGAUGUGUUACACGGGUUGUUUUACAUUAAUGACUCUGAUUAAUUACCAGGUUUGAUACAUGAUUAACUUACUAGAUGGACCUGGGCAAUGAUGUCUUAGAUUACUACUGGGUUUUGGACCUUGGCAGCCUCUGGCUAUUGUGCCUUCCCUGAGACCUAAUCGCAUUAAUGAAGCUAUCAGAGCUCAGGAUCUCUGGCUCAUCUCAUAAAACAUUUAAAAUGGUGCAAAAAUGAACUCAAUCUGUACAACACUACAGUGGGUAAGAUUUGAGAAUAGCUGCAAAUUAACAGAAGUAAUAGGACCAGUGUCAAUGUCUUGAGCAACACCUUUUACAAGAAAAUUGCAUACAUUCAUUUGCUAAACCUUAAGAUUUAAGCAUAUUUAUUUAUUUAUUUAUUUUUUUACUUGCUUUAGAGCUGGUUUCCCUAACCUGCAUCCCAGCUUGGAGUGUACAUGCACACGUCUUAUAUUAAAAGACAAAAUCUGGUUGUGCAGCAAAACAGUUGUGAGCGAUGCACCCCAAAAUCAAUAUUAAGCUCAAGAUACUAGAGCCGAAAGUCUCAGAAAAGACAGUCAAGGAAGCAGUUAAGUCCAUAAUUCAAAUCAUUACCUCAUCUCGCAUCAGCAUGUAUGAACAAAUUUCACCUGUAGAUGGCACCCUUGCUCAAUACAAACUGGAUCUAUACAAUAAGCUGUGCUAUAUAUCCGUCCGACCUCUGCAUGCUAUGCUCACCUUAACUUCAAAGCUUA